CGCCCCUCAGCGCCGCAUCCACCCGCCUCGGUCCAUCAGUGCCUCGGCGCCUCAGCGGCCGGCUGCGGUCUCUCAGUGCCCCGCCUCGGUCCCUCAGCGCCUCAUCGACCAGCCUCGGUCCCUCAGUGCCCGACCUCGGUCCAUGAGUUUGCCUCAGUCCCUCGGCGGGUUAUUCUGCCUUAGCCCCUCACCGUCCCUCAUCCCGCCUCAGCCCCUGAACCCCUCAGUCCGCCUCGGUCCUCCAGUGCCUCCCUAUCAGCCCUUCAGCGCCUCAGUCCCUCGGUCCCUUCGCGGAUCUUUCGCCGACCCUAAGUGCCCUCCCGCCACGGCCCGCCUCAGCACCGCGCCUCGGUCCCUCAGUUCAUUCUGCCUCAGCCCCUCACCGCCUCCUCUCAGUCCCUCAUCCCGCCUCAGCCCCUCAUCCCGCCUCAGCCCCUCAUCCCGCCUCAACCCCUCAGCGCCCUCCCGUCGCCGUCCCGUCUCAGCGGUCUCGGUCCCUCACUGCUCCCCCUCAGCUCCUCACCACCACACCUCGGUCCCCCAGCCUCUCACCGCCUUCCCUUCACAGUCCCGCUACAGAACCCCAGGGCUGUUAGGGUUGGAAGGGACCUCUGGAAAUCAUCCAGUUCAUCCCCCCUGCCCAGGCAGGGUCACCUGAAGCAGAUGACACAGGAACGCGUCCAGAUUGAACCAGAAGCCAGUGAGAGCUUUACAGACCAUCCUUCAAUGCAAACCAUUUAGGAACUGCUGGAGUCCCAAGAAUCCCAGCUGUGCAGAGCUGUUUGAACCCUGGGACUGAAAGCUAAUCAGCAAAGAGGAGAACCAGGUGUGCUGCAUUUCCCUCGGGAGGGCAGCAGGUGACCUCGCGCGGCUUUGCAGCGACAUCUCGUGGCCUGACUCACCUGGAGCCGUGUCAGGGAUUCCUCUUCCAGGGUGGAGAAAGUCUCGUGUGGAUUGAGUCGAAUAUUUCGUACAGUGAGGAGGUAGGAUGCCAUUUGAAAACCACGUCAUUGAGUGUGUUUAAUUAGUGCUCCUUGUUCCCCCAGGAUAGACAUCUUCCUCAUGUGCUCCCGAGGAGUCAUGCUGCAAGGAGACAGCACCGGCUUUGCUGGGAUUGCAGUGGAUGAUGCAGUGUGACCUCCUCCCGUGUCUCCUGUUGCCCCAAAAUGAACAGGAGUGCCUGGUCCUCUGUAUCCCUUUUCCUUACUGAACUGUGCAACAUCCUGCUGACAGCAGGGCUCUGCUCAGCCCCCAGCACUAUUUCUGACCAGUAUGGACAAAAGGGGUGGGAAAACAAAGAGCUUUUCUUCAGGUAGUCUUGUAACCUGAUCUAUAGGGUGACUCAGCCCCUUGGAACAACAGCUGUCUCAGGGAGGUACAGUGCUUUGGGUGCAGCAUCGAGGGCUGUGCUGCCACUUCCUGAUUUCUGCCUUGAGAGUGAUCUCAGCUGGGACAUGAUCAGAGAAUUUACAUGGACUUCUCAACCCUCCCCGGAAAAGAGAGGCCAGGCACAGCAGACUGACUUUGGGAUACAGUGCAAAGGAAUAGAGGCAUUGAGGAAGAGCCCACACACGGCUUGUGCAGAGCUGCUGCUGUCAAACUGAUGAAGGCAGAAACUUGUGAGAGAAAACUACGUGGAAAGUUCCUCUUAAGGAGAGGAGUGGGGUUUUGUUUGCAUGUCAUGGCUUACCUCUCCUGCAAGCCCUGAAAGUGCUGUGAAACGUGAAAGGGAUCUUCAGGAGAACCAAUGGAGAAGACAGAUGACAUGCUGAACUGCCAGGAUAAGCAGGAAGAGGACACCCCAAACAGUUCCCCGUUUGACUUUGUUAUAAAACAGUUCCAAGGAAAGAGCUGUGCUCCUGAAAAAAGGAAAGAGCAGCCUUCAGCCAUCAAAAAAUUCUUCAGGGGCUUUGACUUUGGGAAAUCUGAAGGCAAGGACAGAAGGGAAAUUGAAGAAAAAGAAAUAAACAACUCUGGAGCUGAUGAUCAGAGUGAAAAGGAAGAUCUCUCUGUAGAAGAUGGACACUCACAUCUCAUUUCUGAAGCGGAGUCCCCAUCUGGUGAGCAGAGAUUUAACCAGUUCAUGCAGAAACUGGGAAAGAAACCCAACAGCAAGAAUCUUGAUCUAAAUAAUUGUGCAUUAAGUGAAGAAGAUGUAACAGAGCUGGCUUCUUUACUGCCAUUUCUCCCAGAGCUGGAAGAGAUCAGCCUGUCCUGGAAUGGUUGUGUUGGUGGGACUUUGAAGGCUCUCACUGUCCAUCUUCAUCAUGUGAACCUGUUAAAAGUCCUUCGACUUAACAACUGCAGGCUGACAGCUGAGGAUGUCAUCUCCUUAGGAGAGGCAUUUGAAAUUGUUUCUCAGCUUGAAGAACUGGAUUUGUCAUGGAACAGUAACAUAGGUGGAAAACUAUCGCUGCUGACAAAAAAAUUCCAGAAAGGAUGCAAGUUAAAAUGUCUGAAAAUUACAGACUGUAACCUGACGGCAAAGGAUGGGGAAUCCCUUGCUGAAUUUCUAAAUGUGACCCCAAACCUCGAAGUAUUAGAUCUCUCUAUCAACAAACACAUCGGCUGCAGCGUGAAGGUUAUGGCUCAGGAUCUGAAAAACGUGCCAGGCUUGAAAGAGUUAAACUUGCACAUGUGUGGAUUAAAGCAAGACAGCCUCCAGGGCUUAGACACUGCUUUGCAGCACCUCACAGAGCUGAGGAAAUUAGACAUAUCGUGUAACAGAGAGAUUGGUGGUGGCUUUAAAGACUCAACAGCUCAUCUGGCCAGCUUGAAAAAUCUGGAAGUCCUUGAUCUUCACCAGUGCUGUGUCACAGAAGAGGACAUGACCGUUUUGUCCCAGGUGAUACCUUUACUCUCCAGUCUUCAAGAGCUGAAUUUAUCCUCGAAUAAAAGCGUAGGAGUCUCAUCCGAUCCUCUUCUGGGCCGGCUCAGGUUUUUGCCAAAGCUGAAAUCUGUGGCCAUCAGCAACUGUGGUUUAGGUGAAGAGUCGCUUUCAUCACUAGCUGAGGCUGCCCUUCACCUUCCUGAACUGGAGAUAUUAGACCUUUCUUGGAAUAAGUGCGUUGGUGGGAACCUAAAGCUGCUUUUGGGAGCACUAAAGCUUGCAGCGGAGAUUCAAGUGUUAAGACUGAGCAGCUGUAACUUGGUGGCUGAAGAUUUGGCACUUCUAACAUCACUGACACAGGAUGGCCAUCUCUCCAGAUUGCAGAAGCUGGAUUUGAGUUACAAUGACAGCAUCUCUGAUGAAGGAUGGGCUGCUUUCUGUCAAGGUUUAGCAGUAUCCAAGGAACUCUCGGAGCUGGAUCUCAGCCUCCGCCCGUCGUCCUGCCGGGACUGCGGGACGUGGUUCAGUGAGUUGUUGGCAGCACUGGCACAGCUCCCUGCCCUGGCAGAGCUGGGCAUGCAGAGAUGGGUCCUUUCAGAACCCCAGAGGAAACAACUGGAAAACUUUAAUCACGACAACAAAAGAAACAUUCGCUUUGACUGUUGAUGGAGGCGGAAGGUUUCUGGGAGGCCUUUCACGAGCAGCACAUGGACCAAGUAUUAUGUGUCUCUCACUUAGGAGACUACACACUUUUUAAUAAUCUCUUGAAAUAGUUUCACAGUUAUAAAAAACUGUUAUUUAACCCUCUGCAUCAUAGAUCAUUCUAUUUAAUAACCUAUUCUUUGAGAUUCUCUGGGCCAUGCUUACGCCGCUAUGGACACUUAAUCUUCAUGGUGUGGUGAGUAGUGCCCAAAGAGCAGUGCUGGACUCAGAUGGACACACUGCAGGUUUGCCAGGGAAGUGGAGGGGAUGUGUGUUAAUGCAGGUGGGUGGGCAGCAUGAAUGUGGCCUCAGAAAAUGCCUCUAAUGUGAAAAUACUUGAAACCUCUGUGUUUUAAAUUUUAGUUUCUUCUCCCCCAAAA
This is a messenger RNA of Pipra filicauda (Wire-tailed manakin), 3912 nucleotides long. RefSeq names its product leucine rich repeat containing 31 (gene LRRC31). Gene Ontology annotation, molecular function: protein binding. Lineage: Eukaryota; Metazoa; Chordata; Aves; Passeriformes; Pipridae. The transcript has 14 exons. The record is from RefSeq and is a predicted model, not a curated record. Bases 1748 to 3496 code for a protein of 582 amino acids.